Molecule: messenger RNA, 2013 nt
Organism: Drosophila navojoa
Lineage: Eukaryota; Metazoa; Arthropoda; Insecta; Diptera; Drosophilidae
Product: rho GTPase-activating protein 11A-like
Biological process (GO): signal transduction
Molecular function (GO): GTPase activator activity
Source: RefSeq, a predicted model, not a curated record
CAUUAGAUAGUGUCGUUUUUAAUAUAAAAAAAUAAAGGAAGAGGGAUGGCUGGUUCAGAUUUACUUGCGACAAUUGUACUGAAUGAUUUAAAAGAAAUCGGAAUUAAACAUAAAGGAAAAAAACCAAAAAUUAUAAAGCAUUCAAGCGGUCAGCGGUUGUUUCAUCAGGGAUUGGAGCAUCUGAAAUUGACUGACGCAUUUCUUGCAAGCGGCGCUGUAGUUCAGGUGCCUCAAUUUAUCACAGAAGCCUGUAGCUAUAUUUUGGAGAAUUCGGAAACGGAGGGGAUCUUUCGUAAAGCUGGCUCUGCUGCAAAACAACGAGAAAUUCGCAAAUGCCUUGAAGCUGGUCAACCACUGGGAAAAUUAUAUCGUGUGAUCGAUGUGGCCAACAUUGUUAGUUAUUUUUUUCGAGAACUUCCCGAGCCGCUUAUACCGGUCGAGUUGCAUGAAACACUUGUGCGCUGUCUGAUGAUUGGCGAGCCCAAUCGCAUUCGAUCAAUACAGUUGGCAUGCUUGUUAAUUACGCCACUAAAUGUACAUACUUUGGCAUAUUUUAUGCAAUUUCUGCAAACCAUCACACGACAUGUGAAAUAUAAUAAAAUGAGUGCUGAAAAUUUGGCAAUUGUGAUUGCUCCCAGCAUAAUGCCCUACCGUGAUAUAAAUAGCGUCAGGUUUAAGAAUCAUAUUAAAUUAGUCGAAUUGCUGAUUAAGAACUCGAACAUUAUUGGAACUAUUCCCGCUCAUAUUAAAGAAAAACUCAAGAACACAUCGAACUUAGUGCAAACUAAAAAGACUGUUGGCGUCCACUGCUCAGCCAUCAAAAGUAAAAUGAGGAGAAGUCAUUUAUUCAAUGGCCUCAAAACCAUGGUUGGAUCUUCUGCUAAUGCGACUGGGCAUGCUCAUUCGCCUUCAAAAUCAGUUGAAAAGCCGAGAGCUUUGCAUAAAGCAAAAUCGCAACAGAAUUGUAUGAUUGAGCCCAUGGAUACUUCCCCUAGAACAUCCACUAAUAGGGAAGCGUUUACUAAAUCUGUAAGCGUACUCAAUGUAAACGAAAAGAGGCACAGACGCUUAACAUUAAAUGCGGCUGCAAAUGAAGGAUCUAUGAAACCAAGCUCAUGUCCAACAACUUUAAGUGGCACGGACCGAAGAUGGAGUCUCAUUAGUACAGGGUGGGCGAAGUGUAAAAAGAAAGAAAAGAUGUUACAUAAUUUAAAUAGUUCAGUUUCCGAUGCAUUGGAAAACAAAGAUCCCGUCGGUGAAAUCCAAUCAAAGUUGGAUCCAACUAUUUCAAAAAGAGAAUACGACGCAAUUACUGAUCGUCUAGCGACAAUUAGCACAAAUGCUCCACAGCCAAAACUGAGCAGUGAAAAAAUCCCUAACAGUAGCCAAACUCCUUUAGAACAAAACAAUGAAAAAUGUCAACGGCAAGUUCGAAGAAGUAUUACCAAACAGUAUGCCAAUUCACCAGUGAAACUAAGAACGUUACAGAAGUCAAAUACUCCCACAAACAUUGUCAGGCACAAGACCUGGCAUCUGAACUCAGAAGCUAAGUUUCCUAGUAAACUGCCCAUACCCAAAAUACCAGACUCAGAUAAAGUUAUGACAGAUGUUUCGAACCGAACAGCCAAGCAAGAAGAGCCUAACUGCGAGCAAUGGUUGCCAGCAAACAUAUUUUUUCAAAACUCAGCUCUAAAAGAAAAUAAAGACCAAUUUUGCACACAAAGUCAGGAUUCAGCAUUAUUGCAAACUCCGUAUUCCCAAUUCAAAAAUAAGAAUCGAAUCAAAACUGUAACUGGUCCAUUCAAGACCCCUAUAGGCCGUAAGAAAUCGCUGGCCUUUGGCUCGGCUAUUCAUAUGUUUGAUGUGGAUCAAGGGCGCGAAUCGAUUGCCCGCCUUCGCACUGAAAAUGCUGGAAUGGUUUUAGCAAAAGCAAAGUUGUUCGAUGACUUUAGCAGCUGAAUAGCUGAUCCUUAAUUAUUGUUUAUAUGUUUGAAAUGCAUAUAUCAAAGUUCA